Micromonas commoda is the source of this 909-nucleotide messenger RNA. RefSeq lists its product with no specific name. The transcript has a single exon. The coding region runs from base 1 to 909 and encodes 302 amino acids. The record is from RefSeq and is a predicted model, not a curated record. NCBI's taxonomy places the organism in Eukaryota, Viridiplantae, Chlorophyta, Mamiellophyceae, Mamiellales, Mamiellaceae.
AUGGCGCCGACGAUGGUUCGGCACGCGGUGAUCUCGUUGUUUAUGUUCGCCGUCGCCGGCGCCGCCGCAGAACCCGGCGUCGCGCGCGCACGAGCGUCGGAGCCCACUCUGGUGGGCGUUCGUAGCUCUCACGAGGAAUACUCACACGAGGAAACUUCUACCUCGCUCGCCUCGUCUCGCGUGACAACUGCGCAGCCCUUGGGUCUCGUGCCAUGCGACAAGCCCCCCGCACCUCCAGGGUGUUUCAUCCUCCGCACACCCUUCCCCCCGAAGUACACGAAGUACCCGAAGGGGGUCAGGGGCGCGGAAGCGUGCGAGCUCAGGUCGCCUGGGCUCACAGUCACCCUCAGUGGCGGGUCUUCCUCAGACCCUGUCGACAUUCCCAUCCUCUACUCGCACUUUGACGGUGUCGACGUAAUGUUCGACGUGGACAUUCGCGCGGCUCUCGUCGCUGAGGGCGUUCGGGCCGGGGACUCGCGGACGCUCAGGGCCAGCGCGUCGCUCGCGUGCCCCACAGAUACGUUUGAAGACGCAGCCGAGGAACUGCCCGCCAACCAGGUGUUGCGCACGGGCAGCGGCACGGGAAGGCUCGUCUUUCCAUUUAACUUCUUCCUGUUAGAGGAGAUGACGAUCCUCGCAGACAGUAUCGAAACCCUGGUGGAGGCUGUGGAUAACCUGGAGAUCACGGUGGAAGGUACCGACGGCUCUGAGGAGUUCUUAUACGGUGAAGGCACCGACGGCUCCAGCGGCCCGCACCUCUACGAGCUCGACCCGAGCGACGAGGAUACCGGCGGUGCUGGAGACAUGUUCGGGAUGUUCUCCGACCCUGAACCCGCGCAGAGACCCGAGUUCGACCUUCCCGAGUUCGAUCCCCCGACGUUCCCUUGGGGCGAGGGGCUCACCGCAUGA